AUGGAGGGCCCUCAGCUCCCGUCUGCCUUCCUGGUCAAAAACCUUGUAGAUAACUUAGGUAGGCUGUGUAAUUUCCGACUUGAAAAGCCUACACAUACACAACAAGAGUGCUUACCUGAUGUCACGUCACAGGACAGCUUUAAGAGGUUCAUGCCUGAGAUCUCUGAUGAUGGAAACAGUGAAAUCUACAGGUUCCAGUGCACCAGUCCAGGCCUGUACCAGUGCCGUGUGACAGGCCUGGUGUUUAACAUGGAGGGAGAAGGGGAUGUAACUUACAGGAUCGUCCACUGGGACCGGAGGCUGCUCGCCCAGCAUCACAAGAAGCCUGCAGGACCGCUGUUUGACAUCAGAUGCCAGCAGCAGUCUGUCUGCAAGCUUCAUCUCCCACAUUGUGAGAUCAGAUCUACAGGUGCAUGUCAGUUCUUGUCAGUGGCUCAUGUGACCGACGAGGGCACUGAUUUCAUCCUUCCACAUGAGAUUACAGAAACUCAUGUUGUUAUCAAGAUCACUGGAUUUUCUGCGUAUGGUAAUGUCAAGGAUGAAGACUCACCGCCCGAUCCGAUCAAGGUGGAGGUGCUGCUGUUCUACACUCCUCCAGUUGAUCCUCCUACAUUCUUCCUCCAUGUGUUGUUGUUGCCUGGAAAUGUUGUGAUCAGGAACGUGCAGUACAAAAGGAGAAAAAUAAAUGGGGUUGAGAUGUACAUAAAGAUACCACCACACUGUAAACUCCAGCCAAAUCAGGAGUACACGCUGUCCACGUCUCCUGAGGAUGAAUCAGUUCUAAUACAACCAAAGAAGGCAGAAUUUGACAACGAAAUCGAUGAAAACUAUUUUGCUAAUUUUAAAGUGACUUUAGAACAAAUCAGGAGAAAUAUUCAUCUGUCUCUCACAGACAGUAACAGCUCCCUCUGUGUAUGGGAAAGGCGAGUUGGUCUUCCAUCAGCUGCCAUAAGGACGCCCCAGGGUCCGAGAGUUGUGGGUCUCCGUCCCGACAUGAGUUUGCUCUCUAUGCGGAGCAGCUUCAUCAGUGGGGUCUCAGGACCUGUGCUCAAAGAUCUGCUGGACGGGCUUUUAGAGAAACGGGUGAUAAAUGACUCUGAGCGGGAGGCAGCACAUGGGAUGCAGAACAAAGCAGACAAGGCUCGUUUUGUCAUCGACACGGUGAGGAACAAAGGAGAAGCUGCUCGUUCAGAGAUGAUAGCGCUCCUCUCUGACAUCGACCCUUUAUUCUGUGGGCGUCUUGGAAUGAGGAGCGAUGAAGAUGAAAUGAUGUCUGAGAAGGUAGCAGCUAGCCCCCCCUCAGCCACACACACUAUGCCAGCUUCUUUUCUCCCCCCCUUCCAAAGAUGUGGAGAAUCCAGCACUUUGUCUCGUUCUCGCAUCAUGCCCUCACUGAGUGAAACUCCCUCCACAAGGAACAGGAAACGUACACAACAGAAGCGAUCUCAGAGUUUACCUGAUCUCAUGUCACAGAAAAGCUUUGAGAGGUUCACGCCUGAGAUCUCUGAUGAUGAAAACAGUGAAAUCUACAGGUUCCAGUGCACCAGUCCAGGCCUGUACCAGUGCAGUGUGACAAGCCUGGUGUUUAACAUGGAGGGAGAAGGGGAUGUGACUUACAGGAUCGUCCACUGGGACCGGAGGCUGCUCGCCCAGCAUCACAAGAAGCCUGCAGGACCGCUGUUUGACAUCAGAUGCCAGCAGCAGUCUGUCUGCCUGCUUUAUUUCCCACAUUGUGAGAUCAGAUCUACAGGUGCAUGUCUGUACUUGUCAGUGGCUCAUGUGACCGACGAGGGCACCGAGUUCAUCCUUCCACAGAUAACAGAAACUCAUGUUAUUAUCAACAUCACUGGAUUUUCUUGGUUUGGUAUUGUCAAGAAUAUAAACUCACCCCCUGACCCGAUCAGGGCGGUGGUGCUGCUGUUCUACACUCCUCCAGUUGAUCCUGAUCCUACAUCCUUCCUCCAUGUGUUGGUGCUGCCUGGAAACGUUGUGAUGAGUGACGUGCAGUACCAAAGGAGAAAAAGAAAUGCAUGUGAGAUUUACAUAGAGACACCACCUGACUGUAAACUCCAGCCAAAUCAGGAGUACAAACUGUCCAUGUCUCCUGAGGGUGAAUCAGUUCUAAUACAACCAAAGAAGGCAGAAUUUGAUGACAAAAUCAAUGAUAACUACUUCCCAACAUUUCAAGUGGUCUUACAUCAAACCAUGAAAAAUAUUAAUCUGCUUCUGAGAGAGAGUAACAGCUCCCACUGUGUAUGGGAAAGUCAAGUUAGUCUCUCAUCAGCAACUGUAAGGAAGCCCCUGGUUCAGAGCGUUGUGGGUCACCCUGCUGUCGAGAUGCUAUGUGCCAAAGAGGAGGAGUUCACAAAAAGGGUCUCAGGACCUGUGCUCAAAGAUCUGCUGGACGGGCUUUUAAAGAAAAGCGUGAUAAAUGAACGUGAGAAGGAAUCAGCAGAUGUGAUACAGAACAGAACAGACAAGGCCAGUCAUGUUUUUGACAUGGUGAGAAACAAAGGGGAAAAAGCUACUUUGAUAAUGAUAGACCUUCUUUACAAAGAAGACCCUUUCCUCUCACAACAUCUUGGGUUGAUUUAAAGGGAAAAGG
Messenger RNA from Myripristis murdjan (pinecone soldierfish), 2605 nucleotides. RefSeq lists its product as uncharacterized. Gene Ontology annotation, biological process: regulation of apoptotic process. The record is from RefSeq and is a predicted model, not a curated record. The transcript has a single exon. Bases 1 to 2595 code for a protein of 864 amino acids. Lineage: Eukaryota; Metazoa; Chordata; Actinopteri; Holocentriformes; Holocentridae.